CUGCAGAUCACACUGCACUUCCUGAGGAGGAUGAGGCAGGACAAGCUGGCUGAACUCCUGCUAAGCAAAACUUUUGCUCCAGUGUGCCGACGUGAGCUCAAAUGUAAUUUGAAGAGGAAGUUUCAGUGUGUGUUUGAAGGAAUUGUUAAAGCAGGAAACUCAACUCUUUUGAAUCAGAUCUGCACAGAGCUUUACAUCACAGAGGGAGAGAGCGAAGAGGUCAAUGAGGAACAUGAAGUCAGACAGAUUGAAACAGCAUCCAGGAAACCAGCAGAAACAGAAACAGUAAUAAAAUCUGAAGACAUCUUUAAACCUUUACCUGGAAAAGAUCAGCCAAUCAGAACACUGAUGACAAAGGGAGUGGCUGGCAUUGGGAAAACAGUCUUAACACAGAAGUUCACCCUGGACUGGGCUGAAGAUAAAGACAAUCAGGAUAUACAGUUCACAUUUCCAUUCACUUUCAGAGAGCUGAAUCUGCUGAAAGAUAAAAAGUUAAGUUUGGUGCAGUUUCUUCAUCACUUCUUCACUGAGACCAAAGAAGCAGGAAUCAGCAGGUUUGAGCAGUUCCAGGUUGUGUUGAUCUUUGACGGUCUGGAUGAGUGUCGACUUCCUCUGGACUUCAAGAACAACCAGAUCCUGACUGAUGUUACAGAGUCCACCUCAGUGGAUGUUCUGCUGACAAACCUCAUCAAGGGGAACCUGCUUCCCUCUGCUCGCCUCUGGAUAACCACACGACCUGCAGCGGCCAAUCAGAUCCCUCCUGAGUGCGUUGACAUGGUGACGGAGGUGAGAGGCUUCACUGACCCACAGAAGGAGGAAUACUUCAGGAAGAGAUUCAGAAAUGAGGAUCAGGCCAGCAGAAUCAUCUCCCACAUCAAGACGUCACGAAGCGUCCACAUCAUGUGCCACAUCCCAGUCUUCUGCUGGAUCACUGCUACAGUUCUGGAGGACAUGUUGAGAACCAGUGAGGGAGGAGACCUGCCCAGGACCCUGACUGAGAUGUACAUCCACCUCCUGGUGGUUCAGUCCAAAGUGCAGAACAUCAAGUAUCAUGACAGAGCUGAGACAGAUCCACUCUGGACUCUAGAGACCAGGAAGAUGAUCCUGUCUCUGGGAAAACUGGCUUUUGAGCAGCUGGAGAAAGGAAACCUGAUCUUCUAUGAAGCAGACCUGGCAGAGUGUGGCAUUGAUAUCAGAGCAGCCUCAGUGUACUCAGGAGUGUUCACACAGAUCUUUAAAGAGGAGCGUGGGCUGUACCAGGACAAGGUUUUCUGCUUCGUCCAUCUGAGCCUUCAGGAGUUUCUGGCUGCAGUUUAUGUCUUUCUGACCUUCACCAACUCUGGUGUCAAUCUACUGACAGAAAUACAGCUAUGCUUCCCACUGCCAUUGAGAAAUAUAGUAGAUCUCUACCAGAGUGCUGUGGACAAGGCCUUACAGAGUCCAAAUGGACACCUGGAUUUGUUCCUGCGCUUCCUUCUGGGCCUUUCAGUGGAGACCAACCAGCAUCUCCUACGAGGCCUGAUGACACAGAUAGGAGAGAGAUCACUGACCAAUGGGGAAACAGUCCAGUACAUCAAGGAGAAGAUCAGAGAGAACCCAUCUCCAGAGAGAAGCAUCAACCUGUUCCACUGUCUGAAUGAGCUGAAUGACAAUUCUCUAGUGGAGGAGAUCCAACAGCACCUGAGUUCUGGACAUCUCUCCACAGACAAACUCUCCCCUGCUCAGUGGUCAGCUCUGGUCUUCAUCUUACUGACAUCAGAAGAAGAUCUGGAUGUGUUUGACCUGAAGAAAUACUCUGCUCCAGAGGAGGUUUUUCUGAGGUUGCUGCCGGUGGUUAAAGCCUCCAGUAAAUCUGUCCUGAGCGACUGUAAUCUAGCGGAGAGAAGCUGUGCAGCUCUGGCCUCAGUUCUCAGCUCCCAGUCCUCCAGUCUGAGAGAGCUGGACCUGAGCAACAAUGACCUGCAGGAUUCAGGAGUGAAGCGUCUCUCUGCUGGACUGGAGAGUCCAAACUGUAGACUGAAGACUCUCAGUCUGAGUGGCUGUAAUCUGUCAGAGAGAAGCUGUGAGGCUCUGGCCUCAGUUCUCAGCUCCCAGUCCUCCAGUCUGAGAGAGCUGGACCUGAGCAACAACCACCUGCAGGAUUCAGGAGUGAAGCGUCUCUCUGCUGGACUGGAGAGUCCAAACUGUAGACUGAAAGCUCUCAGGCUGAACCAGAGCCUGCUCACAGAGAAAUGCUGUAAGGAGCUGUCAUCAGUUCUCAGCUCCCAGUCCUCCAGUCUGAGAGAGCUGCACCUGAGCAACAAUGACCUGCAGGAUUCAGGAGUGAAGUGUCUCUCUGCUGGACUGGAGAGUCCAAACUGCAGACUGAAGACUCUCAGGCUGUCAGGCUGUCUGCUCACACAGGAAGGCUGUGCUGCUCUGGCCUCAGCUCUGAGCUCCAACCCCUCCCAUCUGAGAGAGCUGGACCUGAGCUACAAUGACCUGGAGGAUUCAGGAGUGAAGCGUCUCUCUGCUGGACUGGAGAGUCCAAAUUGUGCACUGAAAUUUCUCAAACUGAAACAAAACCUACUCACAGAGAAAUGCUGUAUGGAGCUGUCAUCAGUUCUCAGCUCCCAGUCCUCCAGUCUGAGAGAGCUGGACCUGAGCAGCAAUGACCUGCAGGAUUCAGGAGUGAAGCGUCUCUCUGCUGGACUGGAGAGUCCAAACUGUAGACUGGAGGCUCUCAGGCUGUCAGGCUGUCUGCUCUCACAGGAAGGCUGUGCUGCUCUGUCCUCAGCUCUGAGCUCCAACCCCUCCCAUCUGAGAGAGCUGGACCUGAGCUACAAUCAUCCAGGAGCCUCAGGAGUGAAGCUGCUCUCUGCUGGACUGGAGGAUCCAACCUGGAGACUGGAGGCU
Messenger RNA from Myripristis murdjan (pinecone soldierfish), 2895 nucleotides. Its product is annotated as NLR family CARD domain-containing protein 3-like. Gene Ontology annotation, molecular function: protein binding. The transcript is spliced from 8 exons. The annotation marks the transcript as partial. The record is from RefSeq and is a predicted model, not a curated record. Lineage: Eukaryota; Metazoa; Chordata; Actinopteri; Holocentriformes; Holocentridae.